Molecule: messenger RNA, 10366 nt
Organism: Schistocerca gregaria
Lineage: Eukaryota; Metazoa; Arthropoda; Insecta; Orthoptera; Acrididae
Gene: nord
Product: protein NDNF
Exons: 9
Coding region: 443-2143 (566 amino acids)
Molecular function (GO): protein binding
Source: RefSeq, a predicted model, not a curated record
AGACGUGACGCGGACUGCACGGCGCAUGCGCGACUUGCGCUAUAACAAGCGCGGAGGGACGCAUGGCGCCCGCAGUUCUCGCUUCGACUCCAGCCGCGCCAAACAUGCACAAUACCGGCGCAAGGCCACCUCCAGUCUGACCACGCAGCUCAGCCGGCCGAAGGGACCUCCGCGCUACGGACAACGCCGCCGCCACCGACGACGACGACGACGACGUCGACGACGCGCUGUACUCCUACUCUUCAGAUCGUGUUUUGCUUUAUCAGUUCUCCAGUCAGAAGAGCCGAGGACACUGUUAGCCUUAAGGGACUCACAGCGUGCCAGUAGUGCCUGAGCAGCCGCGUCGGUUUUCUUCGCGAAAUGUUUUCAGAGCGUGAGGUUUAGGAGCGCCUGUUGACCUGCAACCCUUCGUGCAGUCCUGCUUCGACGAUUGCAUAGACAGAUGUGCGCGCCGCCCGCGGUGUGCUGCGUGCUGGCGGGCGUGGCGCUGGCGCUGGCGGUGGCGCGCGGCCAGGCCGGCGGCGCCUCCCGCUACCGCUGGACCAUCCCCAAGGAGCAGAUCUUCAGUGACAACAAGGUCAUCCCCUUCGACCAGCAGGUCUCCGAGUUCCUCUACAAGGGCGAGACCAAGAUGUUCUUCCUGGUGAAGAAGAAGCGUGAGGGCCCACUGUCCAUCACGGUGACGCCGUGCACCUCCAGCCUCCUCUGGUCGGUGGGCUACCGCAACGUCAGUAAUGACGCCGAAAUGGGCGACCCGGAGCCGGAGCAGUCGCUGGGCGAGUACCGCGGCCGGCAGCUGCGCACGCUGCAGGUGCGGCCCGCGGCGCCCGGCCUGUACACGGUGCGCGUGGCGCCGCUCGAGGCCCAGUCGUACGUGAUGCUGUACGCCACGCAGCAGCCGGGCGGGCCCGGGCCGCUCUCCGUGCGCCACAGGCCGCGCCUCAAGCUGCAGCGCCGGCAGCGCCGCAAGGGACUCACCGUGCGCUGGGAGCCCAGCUCGGUGGACCCGCACCUGAUGCACUACUGCCUGGUGGUGAACCCGCGGCGCCACUACUCGACGCUGUGCGAGGCGCGCGGUGAGCGCUACGGCGUCAUCCCGCCAGACGCGCCGGAGCCGGCGGACGGCGCGCCGGCCGGCUUCAACUUCCCGCACGACGUCGCCGGCGCCACCAAGGCGUCGCUCGCCAGCAAGGCCGAGCGCCACAACGCCAGCCGCCUCGGCCGCGGCACGGGCGCGGAGACGCAUGAGGACAUAGUUGUGACGUGCGUGGGCCACAAGACGCAGUACACGCUGUGCCACCUGCAGCACGGCAAGGUGUACCACGUGAACCUGUUCGCCGUGAACAAGCGCACCAACCUGAGCUUCCCGUACGGCAGCACGACGCUCAAGUACGAGCAGCGCGCCCGGCCGGUCGCGCUCAGGGACGGAAAGCGCGCCAGCGUGAACCUGCGACACCUCGACGGCCGCGCCUCCUUCAAGUUCAAGGUGGGGCGCAACCCGGGCCCGCAGCUGGUGGCGUACGUGAUGGCGUGCGGCGGCGGCUCGGUGGACGUGCGCAUGCGCGUGGACGGCCAACAGGCGGGCGGGCGCACCCGCGUCGACGGCUACGCGCGCCUCGAGCUGGGCCAGCCGCGCAAGGGACAGCGCUACACGCUGCAGGUGGCCGCGCCGCACCGAGAGGAGCUGCGCCGCGUGCACGCCGUCGAGGUGCUGGCGACGACGCGGCCGGAGCGGUUCCCGCUGGUGGAGCUGCCGCCGCGGCCGCAGCUGCACGAGUACGAGUCGCUGCGGCGCUGCCGCUCGGUCACCGUGGGCUGGCUGCCGUCGCCCAGCGCCGCCUCCAGCGCCCAGCCGCUGCGCUACUGCCUCAGCGUGCGCGAGCGCGCGCACGCCGACGACGAGCUGGCGCCGCGCCCCAACCAGUGCGCUCUGCGCCGCGCGCCCGCCACGCAGCCCCUCUCCAGCACCUGCCGCGAGGGGGAGACCGCCGCCAACAGAGCGAGUAAUGUGACCACACAUGAAGUCACUGGUCUGGAACCAGGUCACAGUUAUGUGGUCCAGCUCACAGUGCAACGGCCAGGUGGACGACCUCUCUCAUAUGAUCUUCUGCCAGUGCGCACCACAACAGAAUGUCUGCAAUAAGUUUAUGUGUGCAUUCUCUUGCAUCUAUCAACUUAAUGUAAGAAUGAUAACAGAUGAUGUUGUGAAUGUAGCAGGAAUGUCUGUACCUGGACUCUUACCUUUCCAUGUAAGGAAACAUUUAAGACUAAAUAUUAUAAGAGGCUAUGGACAUAACAGGUAUAGGGCCUUCAUAUAUUUGCUGCUCAAGAUAUGUACUGUCUUAGUGGCAUGAGUUUAUAUGUGAAUCAUUUGAUAAUUUAAUUUUGUUGAAGUAUUAUUUCUAUUAGUUAAGGUCAAACCAAUGUUGAAUUGUAGACUGCGCAAUAUUUAUAUUCUAGGCACAGUUAGUUAAGUCCAUAUUUUCUGACCAUGUUUGAUACAAUAUUGAUUAGAUUUGUUAUGUAAUAGGAAUUUAAUUUCCAAGUAUGUGCCAAUAACUAAUAAGCUUCUGCAAUAUUACACAUAGAAUCCAGCAUACCUGUGUAGAAUGGUUGCUUUUUCCACACUGUGAUCAAGGAGAGACGAAAUUCCAUGAGAAAUGUAUAGAGAACACAAUGUAGUCUUCACAGAUUGUAGAUGAAAUAUCAAAACUCUAAACCACUUUUCAGCACAGACCUCACAACAUUCAAGAUAAGUCUCUACAUGUGACAAAUCUAUAGCCUCCUUACACAGUGUUAGCAAUACCUCCACCGAACUCUUUCACAUUAAAUUGUACUUAAUUUUCUACCAUUGAUUUCUCUUGGAAAUCUUAAAUACAGUCAUUCAAUACAUGAUGCAAUGAAUGUGCGUAAUGGUGAAGAUGCUUUAAAUUGAGAUUAUUCUUGGUCUUGAAUAUCCACGCAUAGCUGUACAGUAAUACUAAACUAGAAUAUCAAAACAAAUACAUUAUUAACAUUUUGACCUGGGUUCCUGUAAGAAUAGUUCAGAAAUAAGCUGCAGUGCUAUCCCUGAAUGUAACUGUCAUAAUAGUAUCAAUGUAUUUUAAGUGCUGUAUACUCUGCAGGGUGCUUAAGUAACAUACAAUGAAAGUGACAUUUUACAUAAAUACACCCAUAAUGCUUUAUAUUUUUGAGAUAAUGUCUGUUAUUUUCUUCAUACAUUGAACAAAGAUGGAAAAUUCACCAGUCUGAAGAAACAUGUUCUAAAAGGACAGCAUAAACAAAUGCAAACUUUAUAUAAAUGAAAUGACAGAUAAUGCAAUAGUGUAUCAGAUAUGUAUUUUGUAAAUGGUUCAAAAAGAGUCUUAAACCAGUAUCCAAAUUUCUUGAAGGUUAUUUGCUAUAUCUUCAUUGUUCUGUUUGCAACCAUUCACAAAAUGCAGCUUUGUGAACACAAUAGAAUAUGUGCACGUGUCCCAUACAUGCAGAGUUCUUUUUUUCUUUAUGUCAAGAAUCACUAUACAAAUACAGAAUUGGCCACAAUCUAUUCAGUGUAGCAGUUAUAUUAAUAACCAGUCACAUCUGCUCUAGGGAUCACAAUCAAAAGACUUUCAGAUCCAUCCAGCAAAAGGGAGGAAUUAAUCCUGCUGAAAGCCACUACAUUAAUGUAGAUUGACUACAAUUUUUUUAGGAAAAGAACAAAGUCAUUAAUUCCACUCUUUUUUAUGCCACAUUAGAAGCUCUUUGCAACAUCACAUACAUCUUUUGUAACUGUAGAUCCUUUUGCCAUAAGAUCUGUGCAUUACAAUAGUUAAUACAAUCAGUUGGUACUAUGUACUUUUCAAAGAGGUUAAUGACACAUAACAGUAUGUAGAGUCAAUAAACGACUGAAAUUUAUUGAACUGAUUUCUUGUCUGUGAUCAGUUAUGCAGUAGGUAAUGGAUAGUAGUUUGUGGGAUGAACAUGUCUUCUUGAGUUUCACAUACACGUGUUUCUCUGGAACUCCAUUUGAAUUUACUAUCCCCUGAAGACUCUCUUGGAACAUGCCAAGUAUUGAAGAAGUACCUAGUCAUUCCUUAAAAAUUCUUCUGCCAGAUACACCCUGCUCCAUGUAUUUCCUUGCAUAGAAAAAUUAUCUGUAUUACUUAUUAAAAAGUGGUUCUUGAUGUUCUGCUGCAAAUUGCUUUAAGCAUCAUCUCAUCCUUGGUCAACUACUCACAGCAUACUCAUGCCUUCCCUAAAAAUUAGUGUGUGUACACACACACACACACACACACCUAAGUUUAUCUUGAUAAAUUACAUCCUAAUUAAAUUCAGAAUACAAUUUAUGCCAUUAGUUUUACUAUAGACAUCAGGGAUCUUUUAACAUUUUCAUGUAGGUUAUCUUGUUUGACUCCAAUGAAACUUUGAAGCAAAAAAAAUUGCCAACAGUAUUCAAAUUCUGGUGACUCAUACUUGUUACAGAGUGAAUGAAUUUAUUUAACUUGCAAAAUAGAAAAGUCUCUCUUCUUUAGAAUAUUAGUGACAAAAGCACACAGAAUAGUCCUUGUACUAGAAGUAAAUACAGUCUGCUCAUUGCUCAGAAUAGUAAUAUAAUUAUCUGUUCUCAGGAGCUCAAAACUUUUUAAUAACACACAAUUUUCUUGUCUAACAAUGGAAAUCAUGAGUUGAAUAAUAAUUUGAAUUAGAACAGAUUGCUAGGAGACAUCAAGCAGUAAACUGUCUCAUUUAAAAGUAACCUCUCCGAUGUUAGUUUUUGAACAAAGUUCUUUCUUAAGUGAGGAAGGAGUUUUUGAACAAAGUUCUUUCUUAAGUGAGGAAGGAACACACACACACACACACACACACACACACACACACAACUCUCACAUAUAUGGUUAAUGUCACCUCUGCUUGCUCUAGGGAUAAAAGACGUGUGCAAAGCUGAACCCAGAAGAGGGAUACAGGCAGCUGGAGGACUGGGACUAGUGAAAACUAAGGCCAGGGAGGUUACAGAAGUAAAGAUAAUGUUGCAGGGGGAGUUUCCAAAGGUGCAAUUUAGAAAAUCCGGCACUGCUAGAAAAUAAUCCAGAUUUUACAUAACCCUUUCCAGAUCUCUGCUUCUCUCCUCUCCCUUUUUCCCAUGAUCCCACAUCCUUGUACUUUCCCACAGAGAGCAUUUCCCCCACCCACACCCUGCUAACCCCCAUACUCAUAACUCACACCACGCCUCUUUAGUGCCUCCAAACUCAGAUGACAGAGGAUUGCUUUGCACCCAGAUGUGACUGUGGCCAUUUGUGUGUGAGGUUUUGAGUAUGUUUGUGUUUUUCUUCCUGAUCUGACGAAGGACUUUGUCUGAACACUAAUACCAAACAGUCUACUUUUAAAAUGUCUGCCCACUGCUCAGUCCUACCUGUCUGUGGUAAGUAGUACUCUAUUCUAACACAUAUGAUUUUUUUAAUAGAGUUUUUCUUAAGAGCUACAACACUAUUAGCAUAUACAACAAAACUAAUAAGAAAGAUAAAGGAGAAAACUGUAAGAUAGAAAAUGGGUGCCACAGGUGUUGUAUGGAAGUAUUAAUAUUUGAAAGUAACUUAUUUACAUCCUUUCCAGUACUGAGAAUAAUCAGCCUGACAUAUUGUCCUCAAUCAAGAACUGAAAUUAUCUGCCAAUUUUUUAAGUAAGUAACUCACAUCUUGAAAAUAAAUUCAAAACUAAACUUGAAGCAACUGUAAAGGAUAAUUGUAAUUACUGGUAAGAGGAAGUUCAUCAGUUUCAAAAAUGAAAAACAUCUUUCCAAAUUAGUUUAAGUAAAUACCUUCAUAAUAACAGAAGCACAUAAAGCUAUAAAUAAGAGCUAAUUAUAGCAUCAUUAAUAGUGCCUGAUAAUUAGUUGAUUAUUUGAGGUAAUCCUUGCCUUGCUAUGACAUGAAAACUAGCUCAACCCGAUCAUUUACAGGAAGGACUGCAACUGCUAAAAAGUUCAAAUCACUGUACAGCUUGGAAUUUUUCACAAGUGCAAAGCAGUGUCAUAGAUAAUUCCACACAACAUACUGCAAAAAUUCCCAGAGCUAACCUAUGACCAAAUCUUUAUUUUUGCAGACUUCCCAUUUAGCAAUUAAUUUAUGUAUCUACUGCCAAUAACAGAAACAAGUCAUGGGAGAAAACUAUAAUUCUCUAACUACAAAGCCAGUGCAAAACCAAACAUGAUGUGGGUCAAAUUCAGAACCAAGAAGUGAAAUAUAUGUUUCUUUCAUUGAAUUUUGUCAGUUGUUCAUCUUUUAGAAAGUGUGCAUUCCUCACACCCUGUACUAUUGAAUGAUUAUGUCUUUGCCUUAUUGCUUCCUUUGUUUCUCUAUUGCUCUACAUUAAUAGUUGCAUGAGAGGGAAUCUUCUAUUCUUGAAGAAUGACUCCAUUAAGUUUACCUUAUUUCUAAUCUCUAUGUUGUUCUUUUUUUCUUAUUUAAAUGCUGUAUAACACAAUCAAUUCCCCCCAUUGGGAUGCACGUAGUAGCCAGAUUGUAUUAUACAGUUCUUUUCAUGUUUCUGUCACAAAUCAUACUGAUUAAAACUGAAUUCUUUGUUUCCUUGUUACUUUAAAAAUACUCUUGCUAACCCUUCCACUUUUCUGUGUAUCACCUUCCACUGAGUAUGAUGGCUAUUUAGAUCUUUCUCUUUCUUUCUAAAUUCCUUUCUACCUACUUUGUUUCCUUUCCUCAUAUCUACCAAUUUUCUUCUUACUCUCCUCCUCCAUCUGUUCUUUUGCAUCUCUUUUCUGAAGUGCUGUUUUGUGAAGCAAUUCUCUAUUCCUGUUAUUAUUUUCUGUUGCACUGUUUUUGUUAAGUUACCUCUGUAAUUUUCAAACUUUUCUGCAUCUGGGAGGGUUACUAAGCAAUGCACUGUCCCUCUUUUAGAUUUCAUGGCUGAAUCAAAUAGUAUGAUAAAAUAGUCAUUUAGUCUCUCUUUCAAAUAUCAAACUUACAAUAUGAGAAAAGGAAAGUUGCCACUCACCAUAUAGCGGAGAUGCUGAGCUGUGAUAGGCACAAUAAAAAGAUUCACACAAUCAUAGCUUUCAGCCAUUAAGGCCUUUUUUCAGCAGUAGACACCCAUACACACACGUGCACACACACACUCAAGCAAGCACAACUUGAACUUGGAGAGCUGAAACUACACUACUAUAGUUCCAAAUCUCUGAGACUGCAGAUGUGUGUUCAAGUAGCAACGAUCCUUUUCAUAACAGAUAAUGUGAAAUAUAUAUUUCAUUUUAGAAUAUGAUAAUUUGAUGCAAUUGCUCUCUCUCUUUCUUUCUUGUUGUCUCUCAUUAUCAGCCCCGAGCCCCCCCCCCCCCCCUCCCCACCACACACACACACACACACACCACACACACAGUGUAAUACUAUUCAAGUAAGUCUACAAUUAUAUAGUUGUUUUCCUUUCCUGAUUAGAGUAUUUGUAUCAGUUUCAGUAAUUAAAAUGAUUCCAGAAAGCUAGUUUUAGAGGCUUCAUUUGUGACAGUAGCCAUGUUAUUUUAAAGCCAUAGUUGUGGCUUCAUUUUUAUGUCUUUGUAGAUACCAACUCACACAGUAUAAGACUAUAUGUUUGCAUAACAUCAUUAUCACUUUUUGACAGAGGUUCUAUUUACUGUAUGCAUUACAGAAACUAUGUCUUCUGUAUUUCCACACCCUCAUUAGCAGGUUCCAAAGACUAUGAAAAAAAAAUCCCAGGACCAUCAUCUCAAUUUCAUCCAGCCUUCUGAAUGACCUUUUGAAUCUGAAUAGUUACUGCUUCAAUUACUACAUAAGUCUCACUCAGAACAAAGUACAAUUUUAAAUUAUGAGCCACACUGCAGAAUGCACAUUAAAUAUUUUCAUUUAUUUCACCUGGCAAAUAUUAUUAAUUGUGUAUUAUUGACAAUCGGCCCUCUUCUUAAUUUGUUACUGGAUAUGCAAUUCUUCUCAUAUUUUUGAAAAUAAGAAAUAUUUCCCAAGUGGUGUUCCUAUCUUUACAACUUACUGUAGAAGUAUAUUGAAGCUUCAGACAUACAUACAAAUUCAGUUUCUCACAUAAAUGGAAUCUCUUGUUCCAGAAAAUAAAAAAAUAGAAAUCAUUGUUGCAAAGGAAAAGAGUCUAACAACUGAGCUGUUAAAACACAGACAACCAGAGAAUAGGUGACAACACAAAAAAAUACUGUAUUGAAUCUCUUUAAGUUCAUAACUGUUUAAAGCAUUUUUUUCAUGUUGAGUGAGAGGGACACUGAGGAGACAGGUGAACACUAAGGAGAGCUGAUACAGUUCAUCUGGACUUUGAAUCUCAGCAAUUGUAGUCUGUUGUAUUUGUUAUUUUUUCUUAAUCUCCCAUAAUGUCUGCAUUUCCUGUUCAUUGUUCAGAGGAACUUCCCUUACAUAUUAAUAUUGCUCAUCUUCUCUUUCACAUUGUGUUACCUACACUUUCAAGCUUUAUGUCUUGAUAUGAAAAUUAGUUUUCACAUUGUCUUUCUUCAUAGUUACAGAUUUAAUCAGCCAACUCUAUAUAGCCAACUUCAGAGUUAUAAAAUAACUCUAAAAAUUGCUUCUGAUCAAACACUUUAUCAUAUUUCAUAUUCUGUCUGUAGUAUUGUAAAAAAGUGGAGUGAGUUUCAAUUUCUUGUCUCAAGAAGGAUUUGAGUAUACACUCCACACCUUUUUCUGUUAAUUAAAAUACUACAAAAUACCAUUGUGCCAAAAAUUUCUGGUAUGUUGCAAGUUGCAAAUAUCUGAACAGCACACUGAGAUCAGUUGUUGAGCGGAUGUGUCAGGAAUGAUAAGUUCAUUAAGGUUUAUCAAGAAAGUAAUUUUAAAUUGUAUGGAGCACUCUUAAUAUAUAAUUUUGUCUUUUUUUUAAGACAUACCUGUUGUAAUUCUAAGUUAACGAAACUUCUCAAAUGCAAAUUAUUGGACUCUUACAAUUAUGAAUAUUAGGCAUUUGAAUCAUAAUGUCAUGUAAGGACCCAUCAAAACAAUAAGAACAUUUUUCAUCCAAAUUGGUGUGCAAUAAUAUAUAGAAAGAGAAGUGUUAGAAAGUGCACAAGUGAUGAUUUUAUUUUACAGUACCCAUUACCAUACAGAGCAGCUAUUCUGAAUAAUUUCUUAAUAUUAAUACUUUUUUUGUCUUCUGUACAUCUUUAUUAUCUACAUAAAAAUAAUAACACAAAAGAAGUUUAUACUUAGUCAAUAUGUUUUAGACACACUGAGCAUUUACCUUUAUUUACAAAAGUAUUCAUAAUAUACCUCAAGAAAUUUUUAUGAAUGAUGUUUUUUAAAGUUUUUAUGAGGCUAUUUGUGUUUUAUAGACUGAACAAAUAAUUUUUGUGAAAUAGGAAUGAACAUGGGCACAAUAGAAAUCCUUGAGUAUAUUAUUUGAGUCAUUUACCUGAAGUACUGUAUAUAUACCUUAUGACAAGCAAUAAGAGGACUGAGACCCAUCUGUAGUACUGUUACCAUAAACACAAACUAAAUAUAAAAUAUCUUUCUUCAAACACUGAAAACUGUGAUGACAAUAAGUCACUUUAUCUGAUUUUCUUUUCUAAUUGCUCAACUGAUGAAUAGCCGACUCUUUCCGGAAAAGAAAAUUCUUCACCACAAAAAUCACCAAUUGUAUAUUACAAGAGAGUGAUAAAUGUAAGUGAUUAAAAUUUAGAACAAUGCACUCAAAUUAUAAAGAGCAGUGGACCACUAGUGGUUUGACAUUUCUACUAUUAGUGGCUUGUCCUACAAUUCCUUCAUGUCAUUCUAUUUCCAUACCACAUAGUAUAUUGCAGUCCCAUAUAUCUUUUUGUUUUCUGUCUGCCAAGUGUUAAAUUACAAUCAUCUUUAUUUUAUAUAUAUGUGCUAGAUUAUGCUGCAUACAAUCAUCAUAAUUCCUGAUAAGUUGUUUCACUUACAUUACAUACAGUACAACAACAGAGCACUGAUUACUCAAAAGACCUCUUUUCCAUCUCAUCAGGUGAGGCAAUUAGAGAAAGUACAGAAUUAAAAAUUAUAACAAAACUGGUUAUUUUAUAUUUUUUUGUUCCUUCAUCUUUCUUCACCUCAGAUAUGAACGUUCACUGAUUGAAAGUUAGUCUGCUAAUCAAACAAUACUUACAGUGAUUUUCUUAUCUUGUAAGUAUUUCUUUAUGAAUAAAUAACAGAACUGUGUUUCUUCAUAUUUCUUGCCCAUUUUCAUUCCUAGUGUAUUGUGUGCUUAGUUUUCUUUUUGUAUUGAUAAUGUGGCAGAUUCCACAUAAUAAACCAUCCAGUGUAUAUAAUCUUAAGUAAUGAUUUUCUUAUUUAUUAUUAAGAAACUGCCUCUUAAUAUGAGUUACUGUACAUAUGAAUGAAAUUGUGAAUAAACAUUUUUGACUGUUUUA